This is a messenger RNA of Cololabis saira (Pacific saury), 3785 nucleotides long. RefSeq names its product transcription termination factor, RNA polymerase II (gene ttf2). NCBI's taxonomy places the organism in Eukaryota, Metazoa, Chordata, Actinopteri, Beloniformes, Belonidae. Gene Ontology annotation, molecular function: ATP-dependent chromatin remodeler activity; zinc ion binding; ATP binding. The record is from RefSeq and is a predicted model, not a curated record. Bases 67 to 3456 code for a protein of 1129 amino acids. The transcript is spliced from 23 exons.
UAUUCGAAAUACCUCAAUUUACGGCUGGACGACUUACGACUGAAAGUGAACAAAAUUGUUAAAAUAAUGGAAAAGGUCUUAUGUGAAGUCCAUGGCAGCGUGUGUAUGUUAAAAACGGGCGUUAAAGAUGGAGCAAAUAAAGGGAAGAGCUUCUAUGUGUGCGUUGACAAGCAAAGCUGUGAUUUCAGCCAACAGUCGAGCAUCCCAGCUUCCCACUGUCUGAACCACGAGGACUCAGUGGUGGAACUUCAGGCUCUCACUUACAGUCAGCAGCAGCAGAGCCACCGAUUGUACUACAGAUGCACUGAGGGUAAAAAAACUGGCGUAAGAUGGUGUGGAAGUGUGCCGUGGAUUCAAGCAGAAAAGGAAAAGAGAAGCCCUCUGUUGGACACGCAGCAACAGCCCACCUGCCUUUCACCUGUCCGAAACCCCUUCAAAGCCUCCAGAAAGACAGAGAAAGAUUCUGAGUGGAGAAAGAUGCAAGGUGGUAAACGUGAGGAGGAGGAUGGAGAAAAGAAAACCGUUGAGACGGAUCACAAGGCUGGGGGAGGAGAAAGCCGUCAGAAAGAAAACGUGAAGGCUGUAGGUGCUGGAUUGGAACCAGAAGGAAACGUGACUUUGUCUGGUAGCUACCAGGGUAAACCACUUCCACUCGGGAUGAAGAUAAAGAAGAGGAUUUCAAGUGAGGAGACUGGCAAUUCCAAAAAAAUAUCAGAUAAGAUGGAAGACAAAACUGGGGAGAAGCAUGCUGAGCAAGUAGCAGAAAAAAAGGUUUCUACACCUAAACUUGAAAUGGUUCAGACUAAGAAAAUAAGCCCUACCUCUGUUGAUCUUCACAAGAGUGCUCCGCAGCAACCAACCAAUGACAAAACCCGUCCAGGGAAUCGGAUUGACCCCACGGUGCAACAAAGCAUCGCUGAAUCUGCACCCAGCGGGAGCAGCCAGGCUCACAAAGACCCUGAUUCUGGAGUUUCAUCCAACACGGAGUCCAAUAAAACCAAAACGCAGCAAGAUGAUGGAGACGAUGACGUGGUGUUGGUGUCAGUGAAACCUGCUGCACAGAAAACUCUUCCUGUUUCCGCCGUUCAAAAACCCCUGACCACCUUCCCUGGAUUCCAGUCAGCAGCCAAGGUGAAAGAUGGGAUGCAUAGUCUGCUGUCAGCUCAGCUCCAACAAAAGAAGGCCACGUUGUCUUCAGUGAAUUUGGCAGCUCUGCCAGACAAAGGAGAGAGGUUGAAGACGCAGGUGAAGGAGCUAGAGGAUGCGCUGGACUCACUGAGCCUUGCUGGUCCUUCUCCGCCUGAGUCUGUGGAUGAACGUAAUGGCAAACAUUCUGCUACUGGCAGCAGCCAACUCAACCCAUUCAGCCGUCAGGGGGGCACCAUCCUGCUCCCGUGUCCCCCUGUCUCCGGUGCCAUCCAACCCCAGGCCUCCGGCAUCUCCCUGGGGCUCCAGCUGAGCCAGGGACACCACCAGAUGAGUGGAGCGGAACCACAGAUGGACGCCUUUUAUGGUGGAAGGAUGACUUCUGAUCGUUUGCUAGCAGUGAAAAAUGCAACCUGUGAAGCAAUCGACCAUCUCCACAAAUCCCUGGAGUCGUGUCCCGACCCCGAGGCUGAAGUCCCAGACCCCAGCGGCAUCAAGGUGACGCUCUUGGCACAUCAGCGGAGAGCUUUGUCCUGGCUGCUUUGGAGAGAAACACAGAACCCUUGUGGAGGAAUUCUGGCCGAUGACAUGGGUCUUGGGAAAACGCUGACGAUGAUCGCACUCAUUUUGGCUAAGAAGGUGAAAGCGAAAAAGGGAGAUGAAGAAAAGGAAGAAGACUCCUGGGUUUCCAAAACUGACUCCACCAUUGUAGAUUCCAAAGGCACUCUGAUCAUCUGUCCUGCUUCUCUGAUUCAUCACUGGAAGAAUGAAAUUGACCGGCAUGUCAAAAAAAGGAAGCUGACCGUGUAUUUGUACCACGGCCCCAACCGCGAGAAAAGCGCCAAAGUGCUGGCGGAUUAUGACGUGGUGGUGACCACAUACAGUCUGGUGUCCAAGGAGAUCCCAGUCCAGAAGGAAGAGGCUGGUAACCCCAGCAAAGAUCCUGAUCAGGAGCCGCCACGCUCGGCUCCUUUGAUGCGAGUGGUUUGGGCUCGCGUGGUUCUUGAUGAAGCCCAUAACAUCAAAAACCCAAAAGUGCAGACUUCAAUGGCUGUCUGUCACCUGAGGGCUACGGCCCGCUGGGCCGUCACCGGUACGCCCAUCCAGAACAACCUGCUGGACAUGUACUCACUACUCAAGUUUCUGCGUUGUUCUCCGUUUGAUGAGUACAAACUCUGGAAAGCUCAGGUGGACAACGGCUCCAAGAGAGGCAGAGAGAGGCUCAACAUCCUGACGAGGAACCUGCUUCUGCGACGAACCAAAUACCAGCUGGACUCCACUGGGAAACCCCUGGUGUCUCUUCCAAACCGGACCUGCACGCUGCAUCAACUCAAACUCUCCAAGGAUGAGCAGUCUGUGUAUGAUGUGCUGUUCGCACAGUCCAGAUCUACUCUGCAGAACUACCUGAAGAGACAUGAAGGAAAUGAUGUGAACAAGGGAAACGCUUCCAGUUCGAAUCCCUUUGAUAAAGUGGCCCAGGAGUUCGGCUUGUCCCAGGCUGAUCCUGCUGCAGCGAGUUCUCAGCAGCCUCCGCAGGCGUCCAGCACCAUCCACAUCCUGUCUCUGCUGCUGCGUCUCCGCCAGUGCUGCUGUCACCUUUCACUCCUCAAGAAGACUCUGGACUCGGCUGAGCUGCAGGGUGACGGGAUCGUCUUGUCCCUGGAGGAGCAGCUCAAUGCCCUGUCACUCUCCCCCGGCUCCUCCUCUUCAGGGCCCGAUCCCAAAGACACGGUGGCGCUCAAUGGCACUCGCUUCCCUUCACUGAUAUUUGAGGACACCAGUAAAAGUACCAAGAUUUCAGCUAUCACCUCUGAGCUGAUGGCAAUCAGAGAGAAGAGUGGGGAUCAGAAAAGCGUUAUCGUGUCCCAGUGGACCAGCAUGCUCAGCAUCGUAGCGGUUCACCUGAACCAGAUGGGCCUGAGAUGUGGAGUUAUUGACGGGUCUGUCAACCCCAAACGUCGCAUGGACCUGGUGGAGGAAUUCAACACUAACCCUAAAGGACCGCAGGUUAUGCUGGUUUCUCUUUGUGCUGGAGGGGUUGGACUCAAUCUCAUCGGUGGAAAUCACCUCUUUCUCAUUGACAUGCACUGGAACCCAGCUCUGGAAGACCAAGCCUGUGACCGCAUCUAUAGAGUCGGACAACACCGAGAUGUCACCAUCCACAGGUUUCAGUGUGAAGGCACAGUAGAGGAGAAGAUUUCAACCCUGCAGAUAAAGAAGAAAGAGCUGGCCCAGAAUGUGCUUUCAGGAACAGGAAGCACCGUCUCCAAACUCUCCCUGGCUGAUCUAAGAACCAUUUUUGGUGUCUGAAAAGAAGCCACUAUAUAUAUACAUACACACACACUUACUUGUAAGACAUCAGUUUACUCAGCUAUCCUCACUUAGUCACUGCAGUGCUGAUGUUGGCUUACUUUAAUCACCAGAUUUCAGUUCCUGUUACAAACAAAUUGAUCCUCUUGGAAAUGCGCCAAUUGCAGCAGAUGCAGAGAAAAGAGCUCUUAAUAAUCAUAUUAUUACACAUCAUACUACAUAGGCCACUUCAUCAAUCAAGGGUGCCUUUUUUUUUUCUUAAAGAUGUGUCAUUCUUAAGUAUAAGCGUUGGUUUACAGUGAUGUACUAAUAAAUAAGAUGUUCCUCUA